Molecule: messenger RNA, 1185 nt
Organism: Orycteropus afer afer
Lineage: Eukaryota; Metazoa; Chordata; Mammalia; Tubulidentata; Orycteropodidae
Gene: TSC22D4
Product: TSC22 domain family member 4
Exons: 4
Coding region: 1-1185 (394 amino acids)
Biological process (GO): regulation of transcription by RNA polymerase II; response to osmotic stress
Source: RefSeq, a predicted model, not a curated record
AUGAGUGGGGGCAAGAAGAAGAGUAGUUUCCAGAUCACCAGCGUCACCACGGACUAUGAGGGCCCAGGGAGCCCAGGGGAGGCAGAACCCCCUGUCCCACCAGCCCCCUCCAGGCCCCCACCCCGCCUGCCCAACGGGGAGCCCAACCCUGAGCCAGGGGGCAAGGGCACCCCCCGGAACGGCUCCCCGCCUCCUGGGGCCCCAGCCUCCCGUUUCCGGGUGGUGAAGCUGCCCCACGGCCUGGGAGAGCCCUAUCGCCGAGGUCGGUGGACGUGUGUGGAUGUCUACGAGAGAGACCUGGAGCCCCCUAGCUUCGGCCGGCUCCUGGAGGGAAUUCGUGGGGCCUCGGGAGGCACCGGGGGCAGGUCGUUGGAUUCAAGGUUGGAGCUGGCCAGCUUGGGCCUGGGCGCCCCCACUCCACAGCCAGGCCUGUCUCCGGGCCCCACCUCCUGGCUCCGCCCGCCCCCCAGCUCACCAGGACCUCAGGCCCGCUCCUUCACCGGGGGACUGGGCCAGAUGGUGGUACCCGGAAAGGCCAAGGUGGAGACGCCCCCCUCGUCCGCCUCCCCACCCCAGCAGCGCCCCCCAGAGCCCGGAACCUGGGAUAACGAGGGCACAUCCUGGACCUCCACGCCCCUGCCCUCCCUGAGGGUGGAAAUGGAGCCCAGGAGCUCAGCCGUAGGCACUCCUCCACCUGCCCGGAGGAAGGAUGGAGCCCUGCAGCUGAGGGUGGAGUUCAUGGCUCCUGAGGAGACAGGGCAGGUACCCCCGUUCGACUCCCACCCCAGCUCCCCAGCCCUGUACUUCUCUGACACCGGUCUGGUUCACAAGUCCCCGGACCCCUUUGGAGCAGCGACAGCCCAGAGCCUCAGCCUGGCCCGUUCCAUGCUGGCCAUCAGUGGCCACUUGGACAGUGAUGAUGAUAGUGGUUCCGGAAGCCUGGUUGGCAUUGACAACAAGAUCGAACAAGCCAUGGACUUGGUGAAGUCCCACCUCAUGUUUGCGGUCCGGGAGGAGGUGGAGGUGCUGAAGGAGCAGAUCCGGGAGCUGGCCGAGCGGAACGCCGCGCUGGAGCAGGAGAACGGACUGCUGCGCGCCCUGGCCGGCCCCGAGCAGCUGGCUCAGCUGCCGGCCUCAGGGCUCCCGCGGCUCGGGCCCCCUGCGCCCAACGGGCCCUCCAUCUGA